GACCAGCUGCCACCAACUGCACUGCACUUUCUGCACCACUGUCCUCUGGAUCUCGGAGCCGCUCAGACUCCCUUUCUCUCUCAAACACUCACACACUAUCUCUGUGAGCCUCCUGCUCCUGUGACUGUCGCUCUGGUCCGUCACCUGCACUUCUGUCACAGCAUGCAGCUCUUGGUGGUGUUAGCAGCUCUCAUGGGGGUCCUGUUCAGCGUUAGAGCAGCCGCCGUGCUUCCUGUGGAGGAUAGGAGCUCCAUCCAUGUGAACAGGGAGCUGAGUAAAGAGCGCAAGGAGCUGAUCCUGAAGCUGGUGUCUGGCUUGUUGGAUGGAGCUCUGGACACCAACAUGCUGCCGGGAGAAGCGGCACCUGUGGACCUCGAGGAGCCGCUUGAGUCUCGUCUGGAGGAGAGGGCUGUCUACAACAGGCUAUCACUGCCUCAGCGUGAUCGUAAAGCCCCCUGUAAAAACUUCUUCUGGAAAACUUUCACCUCGUGCUAACAGUGCCCCAAAAAAAAAAAGCCCGGCUCUGCCUGCCUACUAUACUCCUUCCCUGCCAGCUCCACAUGAACUGUAGUAGAUCUGAGCUGUACAUAAAAUCAUCUACACCUGUCAGACAUGCAGCAUCUAUGGACUU
Plectropomus leopardus (leopard coralgrouper) is the source of this 631-nucleotide messenger RNA. RefSeq names its product somatostatin family member 6.1 (gene sst6.1). Gene Ontology annotation, biological process: adenylate cyclase-inhibiting G protein-coupled receptor signaling pathway; regulation of cell migration. The record is from RefSeq and is a predicted model, not a curated record. Lineage: Eukaryota; Metazoa; Chordata; Actinopteri; Perciformes; Serranidae. Gene Ontology annotation, molecular function: G protein-coupled receptor binding; neuropeptide hormone activity. Gene Ontology annotation, cellular component: extracellular region.